AAAAAGUACAUGAUGUCAUAAGUCUUCAUCAUAAUUAUCUGAAUAAUGGAAACGAAGAACACGAACAAGAGUGCCGAAUUUUAGCCACUGAUAAUCAAUCGAUAUAUUUUACCAAUGGGAAUUACAGGAAAGCAACAUUUUUAGGCACAGAAUUAAGUAAAAAUCCAUCAUAUAAAGAAUAUUCCAAGAUCUGGAACAACGUAAAUACAAGGACUGGAUUCUGGUGUCGAACACAAUUUACUUCAUUCUCUGAUAUCUUCUCUAUAGCAAUAAAUAAAAAUGUUAAUUUUAUUAGCAAGAGAUUUACAGUUACAGUAAGUAAAGGAGAUUAUGUCGAUGUUUCUCAAUUGUUAAAUUUCAAAAAUAUCGAAAAUAAUGACAAACUGAAAAUAAAUGGAGUGAAAGUUGCAGGAAAAUAUUACAAGUCGGCCAAAGCAAUUAGUAUUUCCGAUGCAGGAUUGUUUAGUUUAAUUGAGAAUAAUACUUUAGUGGCUACCAGAUUAAUAGUGAGAGUAUGCGAAAUUGGAAAAUAUGGUCCUCUAUGUGAAUAUAAUUGCUCGAAUUGUUUAAAUGGCGGAGUGUGCCACGACAUUACUGGUGAAUGCAUCUGUCCUCCGGGAUUUAACGGAACAUAUUGCAAAAAUGGUAACUUUAUGUUGUGUACUAAUAUUAGAAGAAAUACUCGUAAUAUAAAUAUAUAUAGGCCUAGGCCUAUUAAUAAGUAAAUUAAUCAAUAUUUUAAUCGUGAUAUUUAAGGUUAUUAAAAUCACUCUGUAAAUACUUGUCUCUUUAAUCCAAAAAGAAUUACUUCGGUUGACUAUACCACAGCUAUUUAGGUUAAAAAACUCCUUUAUUGUUUUUUCAUAUGAAUUUCGGGCUUUUUAAUUCUCAAGCCCCUGGGCUUAAAAAUCCUGCGUCAAGAUGAACCUAAGGGCUGUUUGUACAGUACGUGGGUGGUGGCAGAGGAGAUAGUGAUGACAAGUAUCUAACAAAAAACCGUUUAUUGUAAAUCAAAGAAACACUAUACAAAAGUUCGUAUCCGAGGUUGUGUUCGGAUGCGAUGAUCGAUCGGUAGAUAAGAGGAGUCCUUUGUAGGUUUGAGGUGGACGGCGAAUGAUGGGCCCCGGGGCAGAAACGAUGGGUGUCCGUUUGCUGAUGAAGAUUUGAGUUGGCGGUUCGCAUAGACUUGGUCGUUAUAAGCAUGAGAGACGACAGUUGUUUCCGGCAACGCAGAGCUGUUCACAACACACAAUUGGCAGGAAACUGCUUUUUGUGCGUUGACACACGGCGUCUCGGUUAUUUCGAACGUUAACUGACCGAGCGCGAUGUCUUUAAUUGUCGGAGAUUAUAUCAAUCUUCAUCUUUCGAUCGGCCAUACUGAUUGAUUUAUUGAUCUUCCUCAUCCGCGCUUUCCGAAUGGUUGGUACCUCGUUACUAAGCGCGACGGGACUCCUAACGACAUUUCUUCUACGGUUUAUGAAUCUGCAUUGCAGUUAUAACUUAAACAAAGGGUCUUCGACUACAAACAUUUUUUUUAACCUUUCUAAACAAUUAAAUUUUUCUCUAAAUCAACUGAUUUUCGCAAAUUUCGAGACGGUUGGGACCUGUGCGGGACAUCACUGAAGUGUGUGUACUUAUGUUGAAACUUCAUUUCGAGUGCCAGGCGUUCCGUCUUAUAAUUACUCUCUUAUGUAAGUAACUAUAUUAUUGUAUUUUAUAUUGUGUAUUAUAAUUUAAUUAUUGUAAUAUUGUUUUAAACAGCACUGAAGAGGGGCUAAGAUA
Messenger RNA from Centruroides sculpturatus (bark scorpion), 1782 nucleotides. Its product is annotated as tyrosine-protein kinase receptor Tie-2-like. The record is from RefSeq and is a predicted model, not a curated record. The annotation marks the transcript as partial. The transcript has 4 exons. Lineage: Eukaryota; Metazoa; Arthropoda; Arachnida; Scorpiones; Buthidae.